This is a messenger RNA of Siniperca chuatsi (mandarin fish), 1925 nucleotides long. Its product is annotated as interleukin-21 receptor. Gene Ontology annotation, molecular function: protein binding; cytokine receptor activity. The transcript is spliced from 8 exons. The record is from RefSeq and is a predicted model, not a curated record. Lineage: Eukaryota; Metazoa; Chordata; Actinopteri; Centrarchiformes; Sinipercidae. Bases 73 to 1518 code for a protein of 481 amino acids. Gene Ontology annotation, cellular component: external side of plasma membrane. Gene Ontology annotation, biological process: cytokine-mediated signaling pathway; immunoglobulin mediated immune response.
UCAGUCUUGGUUUAAACGUUUUUACAAAAGCUUCAGGGCAGCAUGACUUAAGACAGACCUCUCUGGGCUGAGAUGAUGUCUGGACCCUCUGGUGUGAUGGACUGGUGCUCUCCACCAAGGCUGAAGCUGAUGCUGCUGAUCGCGUUUCUGCUCAUAUCUGCCAACAUUGUCUGUCUGCACGGAAAUCCUACCACAGGUGUGGACCACAACCUUCAAUGUGUGAACGAUUACCUGUUCACCAUCAACUGCUCCCUGAGCAUCGCACCAUCAGAAAACACCUCAGACAGCAACAGCUCCUACUGGCUCACUUUCAGAGAAACAUCUGAAAAAGAGGAGUUUGUGUGUUUGCUGACAAACACCAAUGGGGAUUACUUCUGUUCCGCCAAAACAUCCGAUCCAAUGCCUGAUGACGACUAUUACUCAAACACCUUUGGGGAUAUAGAUACCUUUGAAAUCUCACUUUGUCACAACCAAAAUGAUGGGUCUGAAAUCUGUGAGCGGCUGUAUGACGAAUAUAUGCCUGUGACAAACAUUAAACCAAACGCGCCAUGCUGCCUCACAGUUAGCCACAACUCAAGUCAACACCACUUCACCUGGAAAAGUACCUAUGAGAAAUACAGUGAUUUCACCGGUCUGGUCGACAACCUGAAGUAUCAGCUCCAUUACUACAAAAGGGGAGACAAACACAACGUGAUAUCACAUGAAAUUAACACAGACAGUAUGAAUUAUUCUGUGGACGAUCAUGAAUUUGUGCCAGACACUGAGUAUGCUGCCAGAGUGCGGACCAGUCCUAAUCAGGCUUUUUACAUGGGAGAGUGGGGUGACUGGUCCUCUGAGGUUCACUGGAAGACAGCUGUGAAUGAUCUCCCACCAAACACAUUUGUUUCUGGACUGGGCAAGGUGUUUAUCCCCUUAUGUGUGAUGGUGCCAGUCGUCUUACUUCUGUGCUAUGCUCCAGUUAAAAAGUUGAGGCAAAGUGCCUUCAUCCCAACUCCAGCACCGUAUUUCCACACCCUGUACAGUGACUGCCAGGGAGAUUUCAAGAGCUGGGUGGUUACACAAGAAAACAUGGCAGAAAUUCUGAAAGCUGAGGAAACGCUCCAAAUUGACACGCUAACCAAGUGUGCAGAUGUCCCAGAGGAAGCGUGUCAUCCCCACUUCAACCACCAGUUAAUGGAGGGCAGCACAUACACCAAUAUACCUGACCCAGGCAUUGAUACCUCUCUCCUGGGCAUCCCGUAUGCUGUGAGCACCAUGGCUCCGCUGUCGGCUCCAGGGGGCUCACACAAGAGUCUGACCCUCAGCUCACAGCCAGGGAGCCCUGCUGAAGGAGACUCAGGGUGUUGGCUCUGCAGCACCACGUCCCUGGAGAGGGAGCCUCCCUGGUACUGUAAUGAUUACUGCACCCUGAGCGCCUUGCAGCUGACUAGUCCAGUCACAGCAGAGCACCAUGGGAGCCCUUCAGGAAAACCCUGCCCAACAGGGAUCAUCAGAGUGGAUGCCAUCACUGAAGCAUAAGCUGUUUGUAUGUAGCAACUGGACAGUAAAAUAGUGUCAAGCUUAACUUUCAUUGCUGGGCCUAAAAGAUCAACUUCACAGGGAAAUGCUUCAUAACACUCCAACUGCUUCAAGCUAAAAAAUAACUACAGUAAAUUUUAUUUAUUUUUUUUAGUAGGAGGUAGUUGGCCAUUAUGACGCUAUUUAGGUAGCUCAUAUUUGUAAAAUGUUUCUACAGCAUUAUGCAUAAUGUUGAUUAUAGAAAAUACUUGCAUAACCUUUUGCUUGCAUCAAUUUAAUAAAUUGUGUUAAGUAACUAAGUUUUCAGACUUCCUUUUGACAGAUUUUUUUAUGACUGAAUAGUUCACCAAUUAAGGCCACGUUGAACUUGUGUAUAUUUUACUCAAUUAAUAAAGAAAAUGCAAAUG